AUGAGCCAGCUAAUGUCGUUAGUGGAAGAUACCAUGAAGGCAAGCAAGCAGAAGGAGCCAGCUGGCACCAUGGAGGGUGCCGCUGAUCGCGGCGAUGCUAGGGAGAGCGCCGCCGCGGAGCCCACGAACGCCGAAGGAGGGGAACCGUGGACCGGGAGUGCGCAGGGCNACUCCUCCAGCGACUCUGCAGCGGAAGACAGAAAGAGGUCAAGAGAAGAGCUCGUGGCCCUGAAGACGCAAGUUAGCUCGCUGACGGAUCAGAUGAGCCAGCUAAUGUCGUUAGUGGAAGAUACCAUGAAGGCAAGCAAGCAGAAGGAGCCAGCUGGCACCAUGGAGGGUGCCGCUGAUCGCGGCGAUGCUAGGGAGAGCGCCGCCGCGGAGCCCACGAACGCCGAAGGAGGGGAACCGUGGACCGGGAGUGCGCAGGGCGGUGAUCGAUAA
This is a messenger RNA of Ectocarpus sp. CCAP 1310/34, 441 nucleotides long. NCBI's taxonomy places the organism in Eukaryota, Phaeophyceae, Ectocarpales, Ectocarpaceae. The record is from the annotation of a GenBank genome assembly.